CACGCCUGUUCCCCAAGCUGACGUCAAAACAAGGGACAAAGAAGCCAUUCUUUUUCCUUUUUUCAAAAUGCUAAUUCAUUCUUGUUUGAGGUUGUAUUGUCGUUGGAAGCUAGAACAUCGUGUCUUGGAAGAAUAGCAUCGUCAAUUAAGCUUCGUUCCUUUUCAAGUGGAAGUUUCUUUCUAUUCUCCCUUCCUUCGUAAAAAAAACGACCUUUCUAUAUCCGCCGCCACCAUGUCCAAGACGUUCACCCGCGAUGAGGUGGCUAAGCAUAACACCGAAGACUCGGUGUGGUUCGUAAUCGACAGCAAAGUCUACGACGUAUCCGACUUCGUCGACGCCCACCCCGGCGGCGAGUCCGUCCUCCGACAGGUUGCUGGCCAAGACGCCACCGUCGCCUUUUACAACCUUCACCGUCAUGAGGUCCUCACCAAGUACGAGGACCUAUGUAUCGGCACCCUCGAGGGCGAGAAGCCCCAGGUCGUCACCCCCAAGCCCGGCGACAUCAGCACCGUCCCCUACGCCGAGCCCCUAUGGCUCACGCCCCAGUUCAAGAGCCCGUACUACAACGAGAGCCACCACCGCCUGCGCAAGGCCAUGCGCAUCUUCAACGACACUUACAUCACCCCCGAGGCCCAGGCCCGCGAGGCCGACGGCAAGUACAUUAGCCAGGAGCUAGUCGACCGCAUGGCGGAGAAGGGCAUCCUGCACAUGCGGCUGGGGCCGGGGAAGCACCUGCACGGCGUAAACCUGAUGGACGGAGCUGUCAAGGGCGAAGAAUUCGACUACUUCCACGACCUAAUCAUGUCGCAAGAAGGCGUCCGGUCCAACGCGCGCGGGUUCCAAGACGGACAGCUAGCCGGCAUGGUCAUCGGGCUCCCCUGCAUCAUGAACUUCAUGCCAGACGCGCAGCGGCGCAAGGCUAUUAUGGACGAGGUGCUCAGCGGCAAGAAGUAUAUGUGUCUAGCCAUCACCGAAGCCUUCGCCGGGUCCGACGUCGCCGGCCUGCGCACCACCGCCACCAAGACCCCCGACGGCAAGCACUACAUUGUCAACGGCACCAAGAAGUGGAUCACCAACGGUGUUUUCUGCGACUACUUCGUCGUCGGCGUCAAGACCGACAAGGGCCUGAGCGUGCUGCUGAUCGAGCGCGGCGAGGGCGUCGAGACCAAGCCUAUCAAGACUUCGUACUCGCCUGCUGCCGGCACUGCCUAUAUCACCUUCGACAACGUCAAGGUUCCCGCCGAGAACCUCCUCGGCGAGGAGAACAAGGGUAUCUACGUUAUCCUCAGCAACUUCAACCACGAGCGAUGGACCAUGGCCUGCGCCGGAAUCCGAAUGUGCAGAACCAUCGUAGAGGAGUGUCUCAAGUGGUCGCACCAGCGCAUCGUCUUCGGCAAGCGGCUGAUCGAGCAACCCGUGAUCCGACAAAAGCUCGCCAAGAUGAUUGCCCUCAUCGAGUCGAACCAGGCCUGGCUCGAAACCAUUACCUACCAAAUGUGCAACAUGCCCUACAAGCAGCAAUCGCAGUACCUCGGCGGCCCUAUUGGCCUGCUAAAGAUGAGCAUCACCCGCGCCGCGCACGAGAUCGCCGACGAGUCCGUCCAGAUCUUCGGUGGCCGCGGUCUAACUCAAUCCGGCAUGGGUCGCGUCGUCGAGAUGUUCCACCGCACCUACAAGUUCGACGCUAUUCUAGGUGGCGCCGAGGAGGUCCUUGCUGACCUGGGUGUUCGCCAAGCUAUGCGCCAGAUGCCCAAUGCCAAAUUAUAGGCUAACGAGCAUAUGUGGAUUUGUUCAGGAGAUCUAAGUUCUGAUUUCGUGUCAUUGAACAUCGGCAUUCUACAAUUGUAUAUAUAACCAGCUAGGCACGCAUGUGAUGUUAUUAUGGAAAAGACAUAGGAUAGUGCUGUAGCAUAAGCCGCGGCGUUAGGGUAAAUUUAAAUUAGGUAGUGAAUUUAAUUUUGAAGACAACUAGGACGUAUCUUACUAGCCUCAGA
Molecule: messenger RNA, 1995 nt
Organism: Daldinia loculata
Lineage: Eukaryota; Fungi; Ascomycota; Sordariomycetes; Xylariales; Hypoxylaceae
Product: acyl-CoA dehydrogenase NM domain-like protein
Exons: 3
Coding region: 233-1768 (511 amino acids)
Molecular function (GO): acyl-CoA dehydrogenase activity; flavin adenine dinucleotide binding; heme binding
Source: RefSeq, a predicted model, not a curated record